Peromyscus eremicus (cactus mouse) is the source of this 827-nucleotide messenger RNA. RefSeq names its product mitochondrial coenzyme A diphosphatase NUDT8. NCBI's taxonomy places the organism in Eukaryota, Metazoa, Chordata, Mammalia, Rodentia, Cricetidae. Gene Ontology annotation, molecular function: coenzyme A diphosphatase activity. The transcript has 4 exons. The record is from RefSeq and is a predicted model, not a curated record. Bases 117 to 749 code for a protein of 210 amino acids.
CCCCAGCAACACCCCCUUCCGACUCUCGCUUAAGUCCCGCUCCGCGCCUGAGCUUCCGCGCCGCCGCGACUCCUCCCUCGCUGGCCCGCACCCUCUGUGUCCCGGGCGUCUGGGACAUGCUGCCUGAUUGCUUGUCCGCCGAGGGCGAGCGGCGCUGCCGGCAGCUGCUAGCGGGGACCACUGCCCGGCUGCGCUCGCGGCCUGCGGCGGCCGCGGUGCUCGUGCCGCUGUGCCUGGUGCGCGGUGUCCCGGCGCUGCUCUACACGCUGCGCUCCAGACGCCUGGUCGGAAAGCACAAGGGGGAAGUCAGUUUCCCAGGUGGUAAGUGUGAUCCCGACGACCAAGAUGUAAUACAUACGGCCCUUCGGGAGACCCAAGAAGAGCUGGGCCUAGAGGUGCCCAAGGAGCACGUGUGGGGUGUCCUGCAGCCUGUGUAUGACCGGGGAAAGGCCACCGUAGUCCCUGUGCUUGCCAACGUGGGCCCACUGGAUCUACAGAGCCUCAGGCCCAACCCUGAGGAGGUGGAUGAGGUAUUUGAGCUGUCUCUGGCCCAUCUGCUGCAGACCCAGAACCAGGGGUAUACCCACUUCUGCCAGGGUGGCCACUUCCGCUACACAAUGCCUGUCUUCUUGCAUGGACCACACCGUGUCUGGGGCCUCACAGCUGUCAUCACUGAGUUCACCCUGAAGUUGCUGGCCCCUGGCAUCUACCAGCCCUGCCUAGCUGUCCCCGAGCUGCCUAGGAGUUGAGGUCUGGCCUUUAGGGGCCUCGGCCUUCAUUUGAGCAGGCUACUCCAGAGCUGAUUAAAAGAGUCUUUGACAACUUUA